AUGUCAACAUUUUCGACAGAGUCCAAUGCCACUGGAUCGCAUUUGGCAAUUACUGCUGAAGAACUGUUCCAGCUCCGGCAUGUUGCUAGAGGUACUGCGCCGCCAGACUUGAUCAUUCAACAUGGCAUUAUCCUGUCAGUUCACACAGGCGAACUUCUCGAAAGAGACGUGAUCAUCAAGGGGCGCCACAUUGCUGCUGUCACACCAUGGGAUUACUUUCAACGAUCCCGAUAUCCUGAUGACGCCAGCAUUGAAAUCAUCAACGCCAAGGGCAAGUUUGUCAGCCCGGGCUUCAUCGACACGCACAUUCAUAUCGAGUACACAAAGCUGAUUCCUGGCGAAUUGGCAAGAUUGAGUGUUGCACGGGGCACGACGACUGUCCUGGCUGACGCCAAUUGCAUUGCAAACGUUCUUGGCGGUAAAGGCAUGGAUUUUAUGGGAACAACCACCACGCCACUGCGGAUAUUCCGCCAGGUAUCCCACAAGGUCCCCAUGAGCGGUCCCGAGAUUGAACUCGGCGGUACCUCGCUCGCCACGGAAGAGAUAUGCGACCGGGUAUCGCGGUGCCAAGCCGCAACGCUCGGCGAGUCGAACCCGUUCUCGCUUGACAUGGCGUCGGCCGAAAAGCAGGCUGCCGCGCUGCGUGCCGGUAAGAGAAUUACUGGUCAUUCGGCUCUUUUGGUGAAUGAACCACUUUGGGCGUAUUGUGCUGGCGGAAUUGGUGAUGAUCAUAAUGCUCACAGGCCUGAAGACGUAAUAGAGCGCCUACGUCUGGGAAUGAUGCUCACGGUCAUGUCUGGGAGCAUGAACUCCAACAUUGAGCCUGUUUUCAGUAACUUUGAGCUGUACAAAGACGGCCUCAGGUACAUCAGCUUCUGCGCCGACGACAAGUACUGUGAAGACUUUGAUAAGACGGGCCACAUUGAUCUUCACGUCCGUAGAGCUAUCGAAUUGGGCGUGCCCAUGAUGGAAGCUUACAAAAUGGCCACCAUUAAUGCAGCUUCGUAUUAUCGACUUGAUCAUUUAAUUGGCAGUAUUACACCUGGAAAACUGGCUGACCUGCUCAUCUUGGAUAAUCUGGAGAGUGCGCUCCCUGCCAUUGUCAUUGGCAAUGGCUCGAUUGUUGCCUCUGACAACAAGGCUCUGUUUACCAACACUGACACAAUCCCCGAGUUUACCCUCAACACAAUUCAUAUCAACGACCACCAUCUCAAACCCUCAUCGUAUCAUCUUUUUGCGCCGCCAUCAUCAUCUGGAGAGCCAUCUGAGGAAGCAUGGGUGCAGUGCGUGGAAAUGUACGACGGCUAUUUCAAGCGAGCUUUCCACGCUCAACUUCCCAUUGAUCCAACCCCUCCUCACAAUAUCCUCUGUGAUACAGAGAACGAUAUACUAAAAGUGGUCAUUGUCGAUCGCCAUCACGCAACUGUCAACCGGGGCAUUGCUUUCGUGCGCGGCUUUGGCUUGAAACGAGGGGCCAUCGCAACCACUACCAACUGCGAGAACCAGAACCUCGUGGUCAUUGGCGUGGAUGACGAGUCCAUUGCAGCGGCUGUGCAAGCAAUCAAGGAACUGGGCGGCGGCAUGCUAGCAGUAAGCGGCAAGGGUGAAGAAGUGUUGGGAUCUGUCAAGUUGGAUGUUGCAGGAUGCAUGUCCUCUGCACCGUGGGAAGAAGUCAGAGACAAGAGUCUGGCGCUGGACAUGAUCGUCAGGACGGAGCUGGGCUGCACGAUGGAGCAGAAUCCGUUCCUGAUUGCCAGCUUUGUGGGCUUGGUCGCAGUACCCGACUUGGGCUUGACAGAGCUUGGUCUCGUGGUGGGUGGUGGUGAGGCUUUGAUGAACCCAGUGUUGACUACGGAAGCGGCAGAUGUUGACAAACUUGAGUCUACCUCGCAGGCAAUAAGAGUGUCGCUCAGGUUCCCCCAGAAGGCCAAGUCCUAG
Pestalotiopsis fici W106-1 is the source of this 1938-nucleotide messenger RNA. RefSeq lists its product as uncharacterized. The record is from RefSeq and is a predicted model, not a curated record. Gene Ontology annotation, molecular function: adenine deaminase activity. Bases 1 to 1938 code for a protein of 645 amino acids. Lineage: Eukaryota; Fungi; Ascomycota; Sordariomycetes; Amphisphaeriales; Sporocadaceae. The transcript has 6 exons.